Lottia gigantea (owl limpet) is the source of this 2691-nucleotide messenger RNA. RefSeq lists its product as hypothetical. Gene Ontology annotation, molecular function: monoatomic anion transmembrane transporter activity; solute:inorganic anion antiporter activity; sodium:bicarbonate symporter activity. The transcript has 16 exons. Lineage: Eukaryota; Metazoa; Mollusca; Gastropoda; Lottiidae. The record is from RefSeq and is a predicted model, not a curated record. The coding region runs from base 1 to 2691 and encodes 896 amino acids. Gene Ontology annotation, cellular component: plasma membrane. Gene Ontology annotation, biological process: bicarbonate transport; transmembrane transport; monoatomic anion transport.
AUGACCUGUGACCCCACGGAUCGAGUUCAGGAUCUCCUGAACAAGGUCAAUGAUCCGAAACACAGGACGAAAAAAAUCUUCGUGGAAAUGGAUAUUUUGAAGAAAAGGUUUGAAGACUACGAAUGGAAAGAAAUUGCUAGGUGGGUGAAAUAUGAAGAGAAUGUAGAAGAAGGUGGUAAACGAUGGUCCAAACCUCACGUAGCUUCCCUAUCUAUGCACAGCAUUGUCGAAUUACGAAGAUUUAUCCAAGACAGCUGUAUGCUCUUAGACAUCGAAUGUUACACCAUUUCUCAAGUCAUAGAUUCAUUCUUAGACGCUUGGGUGACCGACGGCCAACUCGACCCACUUCUCCGACAACAUGUCCGCAAUAUGUGUUUAAAAACACAUCGACACAGUCACGAUAAAGGACGAAAAGGACGAUUAAGUCGACAGAAUACCAAUACUGAUUUGACCAGAGGAUUUUCGUCAUCCAGUGAUGCCGGCCAUGACAGUUCUGCCAGUCUCUCCAGUAUGGACACUGAAGCCCUUAAAAAGCACAAUGAAAAAUUCAUGAGGAAAAUCCCCAAAGGUGCCGAAGUUUGUAAUGUGAUGGUUGGUGAAAUAGACGAUCUGGAACAACGAGUUUGUGGUUUUAUGAGACUCAACGAUUCACGAGUUCUGGGAGAUAUAUGUGAAGUUCCUCUUCCAACAAGAUUCGUCUUCAUCCUUUUGGGACCAAUUGGUACCGCUGAUCAUCUUCAAGAAAUUGGUCGAGUUGUAGGAACAAUGAUGGUUGAUGAUAUCUUCCGAGAAGUUGCUUACAAAUGCCGAGACAAAGAAGAUCUAUUUGCCGGUAUGGAUGAAUUUAUUGAGCAAGUCACCGUGUUGCCCCCUGGUGAAUGGGAUCCUAAGAUCCGAAUUGAACCACCAGGAAGUGUACCAUCACAGGUAAUGAUAAAUCCAUUAGGUGCUAUCACUAACGUACCCCGCCCACCUCCAGAAGAAGAACAGGAAAGUCAUGCCGACCCUUCUUUAGUUUUAUCUGGAAGACCUUUUAAAGGUUUAAUUGAAGAUAUAAAGAGAAAGGCCCCGUGGUAUGUUAGUGAUUUUAAGGACGCUCUACAUAUCCAAUGUGUAGCUUCCUUCAUCUAUAUUUUCUUGGCCACGCUGACACCGAAUGUAACAUUUGGUGGUAUGUUGGGACAGGAGACCAAUCAGUAUAUGGGAGUAAUGGAAUGUAUUUUUGCUGCCGCCGUAACUGGUAUUAUCUUUGCUCUGUUUUCUGGACAACCCAUGAACAUCUUGGGCAGCACUGGUCCUAUGUUGGUACUGGAAAAAAUUAUUUAUAACUUUUGUGUCGAUCAAGGUUGGGAUUUUAUGCCCUUCCGUUGUUGGGUCGGUAUAUGGACUGGCGGCUUGCUGCUCAUCAUCGUUAUGUUUGAUCUGAGUGCCUUGGUCAAAUAUAUCACCCGAUUCACUGAGGAGAGCUUCGCCUGCCUUAUUGCCUUGAUCUUCAUCUACGAAGCCUUCUUGAAGUUGUUUAACAUUGCCACUAUUGACGCACCUGUUCAACUGCACCCAGACGAACCUAUCCCAAUGAACUGUAUGUGUAACAGCUCUAUGUACAUCUCCAACAUCACCGACCACUGGAACCAAACCAUGUGUAUGGACAUGAACGCCACAUGGAACUGCAUCCCAGAAAUGACCUACAUUCCUGACGCUUUUAUGUUCUCCGUUCUUCUGUAUUUUGGUACCUUUGGAAUCGCCAUCUUCCUCAUUGACUUUAAAACAUGGUCUUGCUUUCCCACUUGGGUUCGUCAAUUAUUGAGUGAUUUUGGUGUAUUGAUUGCUAUCGUGUCAAUGGUUGGAGUCGAUAUCGCAUGUGGCCUCCCUACACCCAAACUUUUGGUCCCCGAAGAAUUCAAGCCAACUCGAUCUGAUAGAGGAUGGUUCAUCAAUCCAUUGAGUGCUACCAACCCCUGGUGGACUGCUCUCGCUGCCGGUCUCCCAGCUAUCUUAGCCACUAUCUUAGUCUUCAUGGAUCAACAAAUUACUGCUGUUAUCGUCAACAGAAAGGAAAACAAACUUAAGAAAGGAAAGGGUUACCAUUUAGAUUUGAUGGUUUUAACUAUUCUUAUUGUGGCCAGUUCUCUUCUUGGUCUGCCCUGGUAUGUUGCUGCCACUGUGUCCGCCAUUGCUCACGUUCAGAGUUUGAAGAAAGAAUCUGAAUCCACAGCUCCCGGUGAAAAACCAACUUUCCUUGGUGUCAGGGAACAAAGAGUAACAGCUCUGUUAGUUGGUAUUCUGUCCGGAGCUGCCGUUUUCAUCACCAACGUCUUGAAGGUUAUCCCUAUGCCUGUCUUAUAUGGUGUCUUCUUUUACAUGGGUUUCUCUGCUCUUAGAGGCAUGCAGUUUAUCGACAGAAUCUUAUUAUUCUUGAUGCCCGUCAAAUAUCAACCAGAUCACAAAUACCUUCGACAUGUCCCAUUAUGGAGAGUUCAUGUGUUUACCUUAAUUCAAACUACCUGUCUUAUUGCCCUGUGGGUUGUAAAAUCUAUUAAAGUCAUCUCUAUCGGUUUCCCAUUAUUGGUUGUGUUUACUGGUGUAGUCAGAAAGAUCAUGGAAUGUUUCUUCUCUCAAUAUGAGCUGAAAUAUCUAGAUGAUAUUUUACCAGGCAAAGAUAAGAAGAGUGGUGAUAAGGUAUAUUUCUAG